Messenger RNA from Phascolarctos cinereus (koala), 2424 nucleotides. It is a transcript of the gene SH3BP2, whose product is annotated as SH3 domain binding protein 2. Gene Ontology annotation, molecular function: SH3 domain binding. NCBI's taxonomy places the organism in Eukaryota, Metazoa, Chordata, Mammalia, Diprotodontia, Phascolarctidae. The record is from RefSeq and is a predicted model, not a curated record. Gene Ontology annotation, biological process: signal transduction.
UGCGAGCCGGAGGCCGGAGUCGGAGUCGGAGCCGGAGCCGGAGCCGGAGGCGGAGCCGGGGCCGGAGCUGGGCUGGAGGCUGCUCCGGUCCUUACGGAGUCUGCAUCUCGGGGCGCUUAGGUGCGCCGGCUGCCUCGUGCGCCGCCAGGUGCGCCCCAGGCUGAGGACGCGCGCGGGCUGAACCGCGCCCCCCGGAGCUGCCGCGGAGAUGAGGAGGAGGUGCGCUCGGCCCCUGCGCCCCCAGCCUCGGCCCUGGUGUUGCAAUCGGAAGCGGGGGUGGUGACGGAAAGAGCCCCCGGCCUGGGAGCGCCAGCUCUGCCACAGAUUUUCGUGCCGAAAGGAACAGUAGAGAUCGUUUAGUCCAACCCAUUCGUUUUACAGCUGGGGAAACUGAGGUCCCGAGAGGGAACACAAAUUGCCUAAUUCCUCGCUAGUCACAGAACCAAAGCUCUGAGACAAGAUUACUGAUUAGUGCUUCACCUUGGUUCAGGUUUGCUGACAUUUAUUUGUUGGCUUGAUGGCUUCAGAGGAGCAGCAUUGGCCUGUGCCAAUGAAGGCCAUUGGAGCUCAGAACCUCUUGACAAUGCCUGGGGGAGUGGUCAAGUCUGGAUACCUUCACAAAAAAGGUGGUACCCAGCUGCAGUUGCUAAAAUGGCCAUUGCGGUUUGUGAUUAUCCACAAGAGAUGUAUUUAUUACUUUAAGAGUAGCACGUCAGCAUCUCCCCAGGGGGCCUUCUCUCUGAGUGGCUACAAUCGGGUAAUGCGAGCAGCUGAAGAGACAACAUCAAACAACGUCUUUCCCUUCAAGAUUGUUCAUAUCAGCAAGAAGCACCGAACCUGGUUCUUUUCAGCCUCCUCCGAAGAUGAAAGAAAGAGUUGGAUGGCCCUGCUAAGGAAGGAAAUAGGCCACUACCAUGAGAAGAAAGAGCCAUCAUUAGAUUUCAGCGACUCAAGUUCUGACACAGAUAGCUUCUAUGGCUCUGUGGAACGUCCCAUCGAUAUCAGUUUAUCCCCAUAUCCCACUGACAAUGAAGACUAUGAACAUGAUGAUGACGAUGACUCCUACAUGGAACCAGACAGUCCAGACUCUGUGAAAGUUGAAGAUAUCAUGAUUCACCCACCAGCUUAUCCCCCGCCGCCGAUCCCCACUCCAAGAAAACCAGCCUACUCAGAGACACAGCGGUCACACUCCUUUUCCAGCAAGUGCUCCGCACCUCUCCAUCCUCCCCCACCUCCCAAAAGAGGCCUGCCGGAAAUCAAUCCUGAGGACCUGAAAAGAGAAGUGAUAUCUUCUUGGAGGCCAGAGCCUAAUCUGAAAGUGUCCUCUCCCAGUAGGAGACAGAGCGAUCCACCCGUGGGAAAUCUACCUCCUAUACCCAACUUCAGAAAACCAGCUUCUCCAGAGCUUGUGUCUGUCAGCCAUCUUGUGAAUACCUCUAAAAGCUGCAACAAGUUAAAAUCUAUCCACCUCUCUCCUCGAGGAUCACUUCAAGGAUCACCUCUGGCUGAGCCCCCUCCAAUCCCAGCCAAUAAACCGAAACUGAUAAAGGUGGGAGAGUUACAGUCUAUAAGAGAAGCUGUCAAACCUGGACUAUUUGUGCCCCCUGUGACACCCAAACCACCAGCCUUGGCACCUAAACAUCCCAUGCCUGGGCCACCAGCCUUGGCACCUAAACACCCUGUACCUGAACUGAAGCCCAGAACUGAAAAACCUUCACUUCCCCAACUACAGAGAUCCUCACCAGAUGGGCAGAGUUUCAGAAGCUUUUCCUUUGAGAAAACUUCACUCUCAACUCAGUUAGAUACCAGCUGCGAGGAUUCAGAUGAAGACUAUGAAAAGGUGCCGCUGCCUAGCUCCAUCUUUGUCAACACCACCGAAUCCUAUGAAGUGGAAAACUUGUUUAAAGCCACUGAUCCUAGGGGACAGCCACAAGAUGGACUCUACUGUAUUAGGAAUUCCUCGAAGACGGGAAAGGUUUUGGUUGUGUGGGAUGAAGCCUUUAACAAAGUGAGAAACUACCGGAUCUUUGAAAAGGACUCCAGAUUUUACCUUGAAGGAGAGCUUCUGUUUGUGAGCAUUGGAAGCCUGGUUGAGCACUAUUACACCCAUGUCCUGCCUGGGCACAAGAGCCUCCUUCUUCAGCAUCCCUAUGGCUACUCAGGGCCCAGGUGACACCUGCCUGACCUAGUGAUUUGGUGCAAUAAUUGAACCCGGAGACAGAUGGAGGAAAGAAAAGCUUGGAUGGUCGGUCUUGACUUCCAUUGACAGCUGCCCGCCCAACCUGGGCCCUUGAUUUCAUCUCUCCUGCAUGUUGUUCUGAACCUGUGAUAGCUCUGCUGUGUGGUCCUCCCAGAGGCAGGUGGACUUGGUUCACUCUCCACCUUUCUUCCAUUGAUUCUUCCAACCCCCCCCCCCCCGUCCCC